CACUAACUCAACAAGUGAGAGCAGCUCGAGCGACAGACAAAAACCUCCCAGAGCCUCCCAGUCAAUUCUCGUUGUUGAAUCAUGGGAGUAACCGAUACUGUUGUAGUGAGCCCGUGGAGGACAUUCAACAGCGCGUACAGGACUCCCCUCCUUCAACGGAAAAGUAUCUCGUUCUCAUUUGGUGUGCACUGGCAGAGACUCCACUUGGGCAGGGGCACCAACCUGACGCCAAGAAAACUGAUCUGCUGCAGCUUGUGCAGAAUGCCAAGAACCGUGCAACAGACGAAGUAUACUUACCUUGUCAUCGGGAUAACUUUGAAGACCUUGAAGAUCACAUCAAGUCCAACAAGUGGGCAGAAGCGUUUGAUUCAGUCGUGGCUGUGCUUCAAGACGUUCGUCCCUUUGACAUUCAUAAGACAAGGUAUCUCAUCGACCAGAGUCGCGUGUAUGCGGAGGCGAUGCAGAGCAAGAACGUCGUCGUCUUCCUCGGUCGAUCGGGCGCCGGCAAAUCCACCUCCCUGCUCUAUCUCUCUGGCUGCAAGAUGAUCCAGCGUACCAACGCCUAUCGCGACAUUGGCCCUGCCCCUGGCGCUGCUCCUGAGGGCUUCAAGGUCAAUGGCAACCCCGAAAGCGAGACGGCGUACGUGCGUGGUGUCCGCAUGACAGUGGAUUACCUUGUGGACAACGGCGUUAUGUUCGGAGAUGACGACACAGACGUCCUGAUUGUGGACACGCCAGGCAUCGGCGACAAUUCCGGUCCAGAGGUUGACGUGGCGAACACCAUCGGCAUCCACCACGCCCUCAAGUCAUGCAAGGGCUUCUGGCCGGUCAUCGUCGCUUCCAAGGAUAGUGGCGGCAACGGAGAACUGACCAAGGCGAGCCUGAAAGUGGCCUCCAACCUCUUCAAGAGCAUCAGCAGCAUCAAAAGUCGCCUGUCUUUCCUCUUCACUAAGUACCAGAGCGUUGACGAGCAUGACGCAAUCGCUGAAAUGUUCAAGGUGUUCCAGGAGCAAGCACGGGAGCGCCCUAGUGAUGAUCCGUACCGUGUCAUCGUCCGCGUCAUCGCCGCCAAGCUCAAGCAACUCAAGAGUCGGAAACAAGCCGGAGAUGAGAUUGUCCUCCCUCUCGAACCAGAUCGCAUCGCACUGCACCUCAACGACAUCUUGAACAAGCAACCCAUUGCCCCGUCAAGCGUGGCCGACCAACCAUCGCUCCUCUCCAUCUCGGAGGCAGCCAUCGCUGACCAGGCCCGCCUCAACAUCGCCGCCAUCCAGUUUGCCAUGGAGCGUGGCGAGCACGACCUCGCCGUUCAGCGCGUCAAGGAGCUGCAGGACCUGCAGGAGGUGGUGCCGUCCGAGGAGGUGACGCGGGCCACAAAGAACGCCCAGCAGGCGAUUGUGCAGCACCUUACGCGUGAGUUCAACGCUGUGGUGGAGCGCAUCAACGAGUUCAAGGAUGCUUCUACCGGCUUCAUUGCCGUGGAUGUGCUGGACACCCUCACCGCCAUUGGCGACGCCACCCGCUUCUUCCAACGUGAGCUGCAAAACCUCGACCUCUCCGCCGUCUCUGCAGAGGUGACGGCCUCCGCCCUUGGCGACCUGGUCAACACACUGCAGCGGGACGUGGGCCGCGCUGAGCUCUCCGCCCACGCGCGCGUCAACCAGGCCAACAAGCUGCGCACCCUCGUCAGCGCCAUCAGCAGCAUCCCUGCCGAGCGGUACGAGAGCGCCGCGCAGGGCCUCGCAGACGAAGUGCUUUCGAUGCAGCGGCGUGCUGUUGAGGCGCUCGAACAGCGACAGCUGCACGAGGCAGGCGAUCUAGGCACAGCCACGCUACAGGCUGCAGAUGCUUUUGCCGCCCACCUCGACGCCACCCGCACGGCCCAGCUGACAGGCGCCAGCGUGGGCUCCAGUGGCGCCGGCAGCAGCGGCAGCACAUCGUCAACAACAACAACAACAACAACAACAACGACGACGACGACGAGCACUGCCAGCAGCCAGAAGACCAGCGCCAGCAGCCUCCCUCAGCAGGUGGGCGAGUUCACCCUCACUGGCCAAGUCGAAGUCGAAGCAGAGACCGCCCAGUCGGCGUCGCAGCGCAUUGCUCCCUGGCGGGACGCGUUCAUCAAGUCCCUGCGUGCUGCCGUGCAUUACCCUGUUGAGCAAGCUCGUCGCACUCUGAUCGACCUCACCCCAAACAACUUGGGCCUAAAAGGACAGACCGCUGUGGACGCGCUGGCAACAGCGCUGGCCCUCACCACCGAUGUGCAGAAGACGCCCCAGCUUGCAGCCGUCAUCGGCGCACAGCAGCUGGAGUCGCUGCUCGACCAGCUUGUGUUCGUGUGCGACGAGCAUCUCACCCACAUCAUCAACGAUAUUGCGGAAGUGUGCCAGCAGGACCUGACCGACGCCCUUCAGCAGGCAGAGCCGCUUGUGCUCCACCUCGUCCGAUUCCGCGACUUGCCCUCUGUGGAUUUGGCGCGCAAGUACACUCGCCACGAGGCCGCAGCGCGUGCAGAGGUUGCCCGGGUCGUGGGCACCGCCCAACAGCUCGUGCGCGAUAUUUUGCACAACGCGUUUAACAACCACAGUGACAGUGGCAUACCUUGCUCUCUCACAGCCCUGCUGGCCUCGCUCAAGGCCGCAACGUAUGCCAACGAACUGCAGGCUGGCAUGAUUGACAAGGCCACCGACAAACUCAUCAGCAGCGUGCGAAGUGAGGAAUGCCAGUUUGUUGCCGUCGCCACCCGCAUGCCCAUCCAGCUCGACAACCCCGACAUUGUUCCCAAUGUGGCGGAGGCCAUCGCCCGACUCUCCAGCCUGCGCACACUUGGUAGCAUCCUUGGCGGUGUCGGUGAGGGCUACACACAUGCCAUUACUCACGCAGAGAAUACUGUCCAACGCAUUGUGGACACGGCCAAGGAGUUCUUUGCCAAAGUCCCAACAGACAUCGUCUUUGACAACCCUGCAACGGGCGGUGACGAAGACGUGUCGAGCCCUUCACCAUCGACCACGCGCCUUGACUUCCAGCUCGACCUGAGACGUGUGAGCCGCAUCCACCACUUUCUCCACAAGGCGACAAAGGAGUGCAGCCUUGAAAAGCACAUCUCUGGUAUAAAGGACUUGAAGAACGUCUUGCAGGGCUCCAUGGCCAGCUAUGGAACGCUCGUUCGUCUCUACCUCUCCCAUGUCAACGCCAACGUGAUCCAAACGUUUGUGAACGAUGCGGCUGAUGAUGCAGUGGCCGCUACCAGACGCCUGAGGAUGGCUUGUCUCACGCUCCAGAUUCGACUGGAGGAGCUGCAGCGCAUGGAGGAUCAGUUCCCAGAACUGCACGCGCUGGCGUUUCCAACGCCGCCACAAGAGCUCAUCCCCUUGCGCCAAGAUGCAGCAAAUCGAGAAUUGGAGUGCCGUCAGCUGAGACAGGACGGACGACUCAAUGAACUGCAUCGCCACGUGCUGGCUGCAGGCAUCUUGCGACAGCUCGACGGCGUCCUCAAGGGCGCCAUCACGUACACCCAGCUCUACCGAAACGCUGUAGAACAAAUCACCGACUUCAGCAGACGGGCUGUCCAGAAUGUUAACGCAGCAGUUGAAAGGCGCAGCUUUUUGGAGGUGGCGACCUUGCUCGAGCAGCUUCAUGACACGGCCCCCCAGCAGCGGUCAACGUUGGAUCAGUCCAUCAUAACUGCCGUCGAUGCAACCUACGCCAACUGCCUGAAGCGUGCUCGCCAGAUCACCAACGUUAACGGCGACAAAUCCCGUCUGCAGCGGUUCGAGGAGCUGCAGCAAGCCCUCAGCAAGGCAAAAUCGACCAUACAGCUGCAGGCGCCCGGCCUUGAGCUCGUUACCGCAGAGCAAGCUGACGAGUGGGAGAAGAAGAUCGCUGCCGUGAGGAACACAGUGAGCACAUUCCUAACAGAUGAGUGCAACCGAGUGGAGAGCGACAUGCAGCGAUGCUGCUUCGCCGAGGCCCAAACCCAACUGCAGGAGCUCGCUUCCUGUAUCCAAGCUGUUGAGCACGAGCUUGAGGGCUUGGAUGAAGCACGCGCGCGCAUCAGCGACCUCAGGACUCGUAUCCUCAAGGGCCCCGAGGAGGCAGUCGCUUCUUUUGGGGGUUUGACAUUGGAGAAGGCCAUCCGCAACCCACCACAGAUCUUGACGCACCUUGCCAAGGAGAGCGACCAGGUGAAGAAAGCCGUGAACCAGCAUCUUAUUGAGCUGCUGACAGACUUUAAGGAUCGCAUGUCCAGUGAUGACGUGAUGAAUGUGAACCUGGAAGCAGUGGCUCUGCAUUUGAAACACUUCAAAAAGCUGUGCCCUCAGCACAUACAGCAACAAUUGGCUGCAACAUCGGCUGACAUUCUGGCAACGCUUCGCCAGCGCAUUGCAUCACGGGCGAAUGAAGCCGGAGAGCGCCUUGACCACGAUGACUGGGAUGGCCUCAAAACUGACGUUGAGCUGAUGCGCAAACAGCCUGCGGGCCAGCUUGCCAACACCAUCAACGCGCAACUCACGUCCAAGGUUGACGGCAUCGCCGAGGACGCCUUCCAAGCGCUCGAGGACCGCAGACAAGACCGGCAGCUCCUCAAGGUUGUGAAGCGCCUGGCCAAGUGCAACGAGAUUGGCGUGCCGACUGCAGCGGCCAAGCUGAAGGCCAUGGUGCAGCAAGCGACAUCGAAGCUGGGCGUUGAACACCAAACAAUGGCGCACGUGUUUGCCUCACCCCAACUGACGGAGCCGGACAUCGCCCGUGACGUGUCCCAGGACUUUGCACGGAGCGUGGUGCGCGCCCUCUAUUUGGAGAGCAGCAUUCAGCUGGCAAACAACUCCAUCAAGAAAGACAGGACAACUGGCGGCGGAGGCAGACUGCAGCGUCACGAGACGGACGAUGGUGCGUCUGUGCUCGAGGACGAUGGUGCGUCUGUGCUCGAGGACCUCCGUGCAUGGGCAGUGAAGUGCUCGAAAGAUGUGGCCAAGCUGCAGCAGGACGUGGGCCAUCUCAAGACCGCGCUGGCAGAGCUGGAGCCCUCCAAAGUGGACUGGAACGCCUUUGCAUCCGUCAACCCGAUGCUGCUGUCGCACCAGUGUGGGCUGGUUGCAUGCACUGGUUCGGAGCUCGCCCGACCCGCAAAGGAGCUUCACAUCGCACCAGCUGUUCUGGAGGAGUGCCAGAAGUGCAAGCAGUCGCUCGAUGCAAUCGUGUCGGAGCUGGAUGACGUGACAACAAAGUGGUUCGACGAGAGCAUGGGCAUCAACGUGCUGGAUGACCAGUACAACGUCAAUUCAGAGGAGAUGCGCAAGGCAUACGCACGCCUCCACUGCACGAAGCAGCUCCUGGAGCUGACACUUCCCUUUGCGGCCUAUUUUGCAGACGGGGUGGAGGCGGUGCGCUCACGCCCGGAGCAGCUGGCCGAGCACGUGCAGCUGCAAGAGGAGCACAUUUCAUCAGAGCUCCACGCAGCCCAGACGUCACGCAAGUACGAUCGGAUGAAUAACCUGAUGGCCCACUGGAACAACAUUAUUGCUCUCACAAAUGCCAAGCCACCACCGUCCCUCGGAUCCAAGUCAAGGGUUUUGUCGAAGGGCAUGCGAGGUGGACAGCAAGACCAGCGUUCGUCACAUGAUGCCCAUGGCGAGCCAAGUGUAUUUAAUUUGAAGCUGGUGAAGGACGUUGAGGCAAACCUCAUCCAAGAUGCGAAGAAUUUGGUUGCGGACCUGCAUCGCUCCCACACAAACGGCACCAUUGCGCACGUUCUCAUCCAGCUGCAGACGCUGGCGGACAACUUUCAGUGCGUCCGCGAUGAAGUCACAAGCGAUAUCUGUGCUUUCUUGGACACACUCGAUGACAAGGGCAGUAUGCGCAUACCCAAACUUGGACUGUAUCUUGACCAGCUGCAGUCCCCAGAGGCACAGCGCGUGCUGCAGGUGUACGAUGUGUUCACCGGGUACCUUCGUCGCCUCUUCAACAACAAGAUCAGCUCUGUGGGCAUCGACGACGCGCUCAAGACGCUUCGGGAAGGAGGCAUAAACGAACUCACACUCGAGCACUGUGACGAGCUGAAGCGCAUGUUUGAUGAAUUCCUCAAGCAGUAUCACAAGAACUUGAAGAUGAUCAUAGAUGGGCCAAAGGCAGUAGACGAACUUGCUGCAAGUGCGAGGGCUUGUGCUGCCGAGAUCACAAAGAACCCAAACCUUCACGCUCAGGGCAUGGAGUGGACGGCUCCAAUGAGGUCGCGGCUGCCGACACUGAUGGCGCACAUCUUUGGCAUGUGGACGCUGCACCAUGCCAGCAACCCCAACCAGGCCCGUGAGGAGUUCCUGCAGCCGCAUCCUUCCCAAGCCCUGGCCAUCUUUCGCCUGCUCGGUGUUGGCACUGAGAAGGGCGAGCUGCACUCCAACAUGGUGCAGGUCCUGACGGGACAAGGAAAGUCCGUCAUCUUGGCUGUCACGGCAUCUGUGCUUGCGCUGUACGGCAUGCACGCCAGCGUUGCCUGCUACUCCGAGCACCUCAGCGUUCGCGACUACUACGCCUUCUCAUUCUUGUUUGACAAGCUGGGCGUGGCUGAGCAUGUUGAGUACGGCACGCUCAACGCCCUGUGCGAGUCGCACAUCAACAAGGAGGGCGACAUCCGCGAGCGCGUGCAGCACUUGAUCCAAGAAGACAAGUUCCAGAAGCCUGGGUGGAUCAAGCGCGCCAAGGACAAGGCUGCUGCCUUGAAGGACAAAGCAGCAAGCUUCCUGCCUGGAAGUGCCAGUUCCUCCAAGGUCCCGCGCCCUCGCGUGCUGUUGAUUGACGAGGUGGACGUGGCACUCGACCCAAGCAUCAUGAGCGACACAUACGCGCCCAACUGCAAGGUGACCAACGAGGCUGUCAAGAACUUGGUGAUGCACCUGUGGGACAAUCGCACAACUGGACUCACGUUUGCGAAAGUGGCCAACUCAACGCAGUAUGAGAACCUCCAACAGCAGUUUGCCAAGCCCUACCACGACCUCCUCCGGAGCUGCGUGAACGCCAUGAUUGUUGACCUGCAAUCGUAUGAGAAACACGGGUACGUGUUUGAGGGCGGCCGCAUCGGUUACAAGCUGCACGACACCGUCAACUACAAGAUGCGCAUGCGCUACAAGACCUUGUUCGCGCUCAUGCACGAGCUUGAGAAGGUGGGAAUCGACGUUCACACUUCAAAGGACGUGGCCAAUGAGGUUGCCUUCUUCAUCAACUGCGGCGCGUUCUCGUAUUUUGAGGUGCAGCGCACAUUUGCUUGCACGCUCGGCGUGACGGGCACGCUCAAGGACCUGUCUGCUCCCGAGUUUGGGGUGCUGAAGGAAGACUACGGCAUUCACACGUACACGGUGAUGCCGUCCAUGUUUGGCGCGUCGCAGCUGAAGCCGUUUGAGACAAACGACCUGAUGAUUGUGUCGGCUGAUCAUUUUCACCUUACCAUCACCCAGGAGAUUAGCAAGCGCCAUGGGCAGGGCCGUCCGGUGAUUGUUCUGUUUGAGACGGAGCGAGAGCUGCAAGAGUACUAUCGCCACGACUCCCUCGGCGCCUUCAUGCAGCACUUGCAAAUCCUGAGCGAGACAUUGGAUGCUUUGGAGAAGGAUGAUAUUGUGUGCAAGGCAGCGCAGCAGAAGCGCAUCACGCUGUGCACACGCUCGCUUGGGCGCGGUGUGGACUUCCAGGUGCGUGACCCGGCCGUUGGAAAACUGGGCGGUGUGCACGUGCUGCAGACGUUCCUGGCAGAGACGAUGGCUGAGGAGCGGCAGUGCAUGGGGCGCACGGCUCGGCAGGGUGAGCCGGGCAGCUACUCGAUGGUGCUGUGCCGUGAGCAGCUGAAGAAGUUUGCCGUGGAUGAUGACGAAAUGUACAGGUGCCAAAGUGCGGUAGCACUUCGCGACUACCUGCGCAAGAAGCGCGAUGAGGCACAUGCAGUAAGGUUUCAGGAGACCAGCGAGGAGGCAAGGUCCUUGAGCGAGCAGCACGAAGAGUCGAUGGCGUUGGUCGUGGAUCUGCACCACGAGCAAUUCGAGUCAGUGAUCAACACACUCGAGCGAUGGAAUCAUACCCACACAGUUCUCCCACAUCUUUCUCGGACUCUGUAUGCAUUGGAUGUCACUCUCUCCAUGGGCGCAGCUCUCAAGCAGACACAGGAGGCGAUGGAGGAUGUCUUUGGACGCGUUGAAAAGAUCCUCGAAAAUGAAGGUCUGUACAACAAGACUGGUAUUGCUGUUCAAGUGGCCGCGUACCGCAACUACAACGCAGAAGCGGACCAACUGCUCCAAUUGUCCGGGUGGGAGCGGGAGCCGGGUGAUUUGAAGGACUUCGUGUCUGGCCUGGAGGUGAACGGCGGCUGGGGCAACGAAGCGAUCGAGGUUGCGCUUCAGCGCGCCAACACGGAGAAGGACGUGUCGCAGGUGAUUUUGAUUGGCGACGCACCAGCCAACACACCAGAUGAGGUGACGCUGAAACGAGAUUCGAAGGGCGAACAGUACUGGUCCAACGUUCCCGGGUAUCCCGAGUUUGCCACAUCCACGACCGCCGAGGCCGAGCUGCAGAAGCUGAAAGAGAAAGGCAUUCCGGUUCAUGCGUUCUACAUUCACCCGCGCGCAAAGAGCUUCUUCGAGCACGCCGCUCAAGUGACUCGUGGGCGCUGCGAGUUCCUGAACAUCAACGCUGCAUCUGGGGCUGUUCAGCUCACGGAUCUUGUUUCCGAAGAGCUGCUGCGGCGCGUGGGUGGCGAUAAGCUCGUCGACACGUACCGAGCCACUUACUGCAAGUGA
Messenger RNA from Salpingoeca rosetta, 8780 nucleotides. RefSeq names its product helicase. Gene Ontology annotation, molecular function: ATP binding; ABC-type protein transporter activity. Lineage: Eukaryota; Choanoflagellata; Craspedida; Salpingoecidae. Gene Ontology annotation, biological process: protein targeting. The transcript has 3 exons. Bases 459 to 8780 code for a protein of 2773 amino acids. The record is from RefSeq and is a predicted model, not a curated record.